UAUCUUUUUACGUUUGACAGGUCUAAUACGAGAGGAGAUUGGUGAUCUUCUAGAUAUGGAGAUGCUACAACUUUCUGUUAACAACUUAAUGGGUUCUAUUCCUACAUCAAUCUUUAAUAUCUCACCACUUCAAAUAAUGUCGCUUGUGCUAAAUAACUUGUCAGGCAAUCUUCCAUCAAAUAUAGGGCUUUGGCUACCCAAUCUUUAUGCCAUCUUGCUUGGAGGAAAUAAACUCACUGGAAUUAUUCCAGAGUCAAUCUCAAAUGCUUCUCAACUCAUUAAUUUAGGCCUAGGUGUCAAUGCAUUUAUGGGUCCGAUUCCAAAAUCGCUUGGCAAUUUACAACUACUCGAAACUUUGAAAUUGGAUGAAAACAAUUUGACGAGUGGGUUAUCUUCUUCCUCUCCAGAAUUGAGCUUCCUCACUUCCUUGGUAAAUUGCAGACAUCUACAAAGAUUGCAUAUAAGUUUAAAUCCUCUAGAUGGCAUUCUUCCAACAACCAUUGGAAAUCUCACUGCUUCACUCGAGACCAUUUAUGUAGAUUAUUGUGGAAUCAGAGGCAACAUUCCUAGUGAAAUUGGUAAUUUAAGCAAUUUGGCAUUCUUGAAUCUGGCACAAAAUGGUUUCAUUGGAUUUAUUCCAUCAACAGUCAAACAGUUAGGGAAGCUUCAAAGGUUGUAUCUUCACAAUAAUAAACUGCAGGGUUCCAUUCCAAAUGAUCUAUUAUGCCAUUUGAGAAAUUUGGGUGACUUGCGAUUGAACCAAAAUGAACUUUCUGGAUUAAUUCCAGAAUGUUUGGGGAAUAUUACAUCUCUAAGGUAUAUCUACCUUGAUUCUAACAAACUAACUUCUAUCACCCCCAUAAGCUUGUGGAGUCUUAAAGAUCUCUUGGAAAUCAACUUAUCAUCGAAUUCUUUAAAUGGCUAUCUACCACCACAAUUUGGGAGUUUGAAGGUUGCAACACUCAUAGAUUUUUCCAUGAAUCAAUUUACAAGAAAAAUCCCAAGUACAAUUAUAGGUUUGCAAAACUUGGUUAAGCUUUCAUUGGCGCACAAUAAAUUACAAGGACCUAUACCUGACUCAUUUGGCAGCAUGGUGAGUUUGGAAUUCUUAGAUCUAUCCUAUAAUAACCUCUCUGAUGUAAUCCCCAAGUCCUUAGAGACAUUGUCUCAUCUUUCAUAUUUCAACGUUUCUUUCAAUAGGUUAAGCGGACAAAUUCCAAAUGGGGGACCUUUUGCAAACUUUACAAUCCAAUCAUUCAUGUCGAAUGAAGCAUUAUGCGGUGUACCAAAGUUUCAAGUCCCAACAUGCCAUACUAGUUCCCUUCAUCAUUUGACCAGAAGAUUGACUCUAGCUUUAUAUAUUUGUUUAUCUAUUGCAUUCAUAAUACUUGCUACGACCUUUGUGCUCUUGUUCAUAAAAUGUCAAAGAGGAAAUAAAACUCCAACCAAUGUUGAUCUCUUACCAACAAUAACACCUCCAAGAAUCACAUACCAGUAG
Molecule: messenger RNA, 1498 nt
Organism: Camellia sinensis
Lineage: Eukaryota; Viridiplantae; Streptophyta; Magnoliopsida; Ericales; Theaceae
Source: RefSeq, a predicted model, not a curated record